AAUAUGUAGUCGGGUGAUUAGUAGAAGUGCGUUCUUUUCGCUGGAUAAAAGUAACACUCAUUCACAUACUCACCUCCAGUCUGCGCAUCCACUCGCUCAAAGUUGUCUCACUUUCCUCACAAUUAGACGACUCAAAAUGAUCACUUUUCGUGGGCUUCUUCUCAUUUUCAUCAUUCCAUUUCCUGCAUUCUCGCACACUGGUACUGACACAGAAGGGAAUAACAAUGGCCUCCAAGGGUGGUGCAGCAGGUGGCGAAUUCGACCUUAUCGGCGAAGCAGUUCAGUUCUUCGAAGUAAAGUUGCUGCCCAUUCGAAACCCUUGUACAAACUUUAUUUACCUUUCGUCGUCUCUGAAAAAGUCAUUGGAUCCAGCGGAGAAGGGACGGAGGCCAGUCUGGAAUUUCGACCCGAUGUCUACAAACUGCAAAACAUUACUCGAGCCUUCCUCCACAUCACGACCAUUGACAACGUCACCACUCCCCCGUCAGGAGAAUGGAAUUGGACAAUGAGUGCCAGAGUGGACAAUUCCACACCCCCCGCCUUCGUCGGAUCCUAUCCUCACACCACCCGCAAAUUCGACGUGUUUGAAUAUCUUAGCAACUUGACCACUCAGCAACUCACGGGACAACGAGGACAAAGCCUGACCUCACCAUCGCUUGAGGACGUGUUCAUUGUGAGAAUCGAGCUUACGGUUCGCCGCCCCUGCGUCAACGCGACAAAUUGUCCCCUCUUUCUUGACACCGUUGUGAGACGACCCUACCUGAAAGUAGACUUCACUACCGACCUCGGCGCUGCGGAGGACAUUGAAGCAGCGCUAUUUUCUUCCUGACUGAAACCUUUCCAUGGGGAACAAAGUUUAGAAAAUUAUCUCUUAUUUUUUACUUUUGAUUAUGAUUUUUAUGAUUUUCUUUGUUUAUUAAUAAAUACAAAAAGAAAAGAUAUGCCGUGACUUAGAUAAACACGUGACCUUGGUUUUUAUCAUCAUUUAUUUAUUAUUUAUUUACAUUUUCAACAUAUUCGUAUUAAUAACAAUGAAACCGUUCUGUUGAUAAAAAUCACUCACGAACUUUGACUAAUCCGUUUCUUUCUCUCUUUCGUAAUUAUUAAUACUUUUACUAAUAAUU
Molecule: messenger RNA, 1124 nt
Organism: Folsomia candida
Lineage: Eukaryota; Metazoa; Arthropoda; Collembola; Entomobryomorpha; Isotomidae
Exons: 2
Coding region: 137-829 (230 amino acids)
Source: RefSeq, a predicted model, not a curated record